Messenger RNA from Juglans microcarpa x Juglans regia, 2478 nucleotides. Its product is annotated as WD repeat-containing protein 70. Lineage: Eukaryota; Viridiplantae; Streptophyta; Magnoliopsida; Fagales; Juglandaceae. Gene Ontology annotation, biological process: regulation of DNA double-strand break processing. Bases 65 to 2017 code for a protein of 650 amino acids. Gene Ontology annotation, cellular component: nucleus; site of double-strand break. The transcript has 8 exons. Gene Ontology annotation, molecular function: protein binding. The record is from RefSeq and is a predicted model, not a curated record.
UCAAUUGCAGUCGAGCCGGGACGACGAAGCAGCAGUAGCUAAGAAGUUUAGCCGAGAAGCGAAAAUGGAGGACGAUGCGGAAAUAUACGAUGGGAUCAGAGCCCAGUUCCCUAUGACAUUCGGCAAGCAAUCCAAGCCUCAAACCUCUCUCGAAGCCAUUCACAGCGCCACUCGUCGCACCGCCACCGCGAACCUUCCAGAAAACCUACCCCCAUCCUCUUCCUCCUCCGCCAACCAGGCCAAAGACCUCCCUUCUAUUUCCUCCUCCUCUAAAGUCUGGCUCACCUCCCUCCGUAGCUCCAAAUCCGCCAAUCCUAACCCUGAAUUUUCGAGCAACGGAGGGUCCGCAACCGACGAAGCUGGAUUAGUUGGGCCACCUCGGCCUCCGGUGUAUCCGAAUUCGGAUGAGGAUGAGGAUGGAGGCGUGAUGAUUGGCCCGCCAAGGCCGCCGCCGGCCCAAUCAGGUUCCGACGAUGAGGAGGAGGAGAUGAUUGGACCGCCGAGACCGCCUCCUGGACUGAAUGUGGGCGAUUUAGGUUCGGACGAAGAAGAGGAGGAGGAGAAUCGGUACCGGAUUCCGCUAAGUAAUGAGAUUGUUCUCAAGGGACACACCAAGGUUGUUUCAGCUCUUGCAGUUGACCACUCUGGCUCUAGGGUUCUUUCCGGCAGUUAUGACUAUACAGUACAUAUGUAUGAUUUUCAAGGAAUGAAUUCUCGUCUGGCUUCAUUUAGACAGCUUGAACCAUCUGAAGGCCAUCAAGUUCGUAAUCUUAGCUGGAGUCCGACAGCAGAUCGUUUCUUGUGUGUGACUGGCUCAGCUCAAGCCAAGAUUUAUGACAGGGAUGGACUUACUCUAGGUGAGUUCGUUAAGGGGGAUAUGUACAUUCGUGAUCUGAAGAACACCAAGGGCCACAUAUCUGGGUUGACUUGGGGAGAGUGGCACCCUAAAAAUAAGGAGACAAUACUAUCGUCGUCAGAGGAUGGAUCACUUCGUAUAUGGGAUGUAAAUGACUUCAAAAGUCAGAAGCAGGUCAUAAAACCAAAACUUGCAAGGCCUGGAAGGGUGCCAGUUACCACAUGCACUUGGGAUAGUGAAGGAAAAUGCAUUGCUGGUGGCAUAGCAGAUGGUUCUAUACAGAUAUGGAAUCUUAAGCCUGGAUGGGGAAGCAGGCCAGACAUAUAUGUUGAAAACAGUCAUUCAGAUGAUAUUACUGGUCUUAAGUUCUCUAGCGACGGGCGACUUCUACUGUCAAGAAGCUUUGAUGGUUCACUGAAGGUUUGGGAUUUACGCCAAAUUAAAGUGCCGGUUAAGGUGUUUGAGGAUCUCCCGAACCACUAUGCUCAAACUAAUAUUGCAUUCAGUCCAGAUGAGCAACUAUUCCUAACUGGAACAUCUGUUGAAAGGGAGAGCACAACUGGAGGUUUGCUAUGCCUUUAUGAUCGAGCCAAACUUGAGCUUGUUUCAAGGGUUGGGAUAUCCCCUACUUGUAGUGUUGUGCAGUGUACUUGGCACCCAAAGCUAAAUCAGAUCUUUGCAACGUCUGGGAACAAAAGCCAAGGAGGAACUCACGUAUUAUAUGAUCCAACCCUCAGUGAGAGGGGGGCUCUUGUGUGUGUUGCUCGGGCUCCAAGGAAAAAAUCUGUCGAUGAUUUUGAGGCAAAACCUGUUAUUCACAACCCUCAUGCUCUUCCUUUAUUUAGAGAUCAGCCAAGUCGAAAGCGCCUUCGAGAGAAAGAAUUGAAGGACCCGAUGAAGUCCCACAAGCCUGAACUCCCUGUAACAGGACCAGGCUUUGGUGGAAGGGUUGGCGUAAGUGCAGGCAGCUUAUUGACCCAAUACCUUCUUAAGCAAGGGGGUAUGAUCAAGGAGACAUGGAUGGAGGAAGAUCCAAGAGAAGCUAUACUAAAGCACGCGGAUGCUGCAGAAAAAGAUCCCAAGUAUAUUGCUCCAGCAUAUGCACAAACCCAGCCUGAGCCUGUUUUUGCAAAGUCAGACUCUGAGGAUGAUGAGAAAUGAGCUGAUCGUGGUUCUUGAUAGCCGCUGCUACCACCAGGGGAAGGCUGCCACCAAAGGAACUAUGGCCGGCUGGGGUGGAAAAUGUGAGAGCCCUAUAGCCUUGCACCUUCAACCCCCUACUGUUUCAUUGAAAUGUUUUCGCAGCCAUGGAAGGUGCUUUAAAUCUGCUCGCAUCGGGGAGCCAUGCCACUUUCCUUCAACCAUGCUGGAUCCGGGAUCCCUAUAAUCUGGGAUCAAAUUCUCGAUCGAGAAAUGAGAAUCUGGUAGUUGGUCAAAGCGGACUUGACAGUAUUUGCUUCAAAUAGUAUUAGUGAGUGAUAAAAUAGAAUAACAAGAUUUUGCUGGAGCUUUCUUGAAGAAACAACAUAACACUGGGCAUGUACAAUUAUUUUUGUAGCGAUUAUUCUCUUCUAUUUUCAGUGAACUCUCCAUCUUUUUUUAAGGUUUCUUGACUAACUAAA